UCUUGUAGUCCAGGGUUUUAAAUAUAGGUAAGGCAGAGGGCAGACUCGACGUUGUGGUGGUGUGGUGGCGGUUGUGUAGUCUGUCUUUUCUCGAAUUUUCGGGUCAAAACAAAUCAACUGAGCAAAACAACAACUAAAAAAUCUCAUCUCUGCACAUGGCAAGCAGCAUGGGAAAAAAGCACUUGGAGAAAAAGGCAACUUCUGCUAAUGUAGAAGUUCCUUCAAAAUCGAUUGAGAAGCUUGCUAUCAAAGUGACCAAAAAGAAAAGAAGAUUCAGAGGCAAGAAAAAGUCGAGUUCUGAUCAACCUACCGAUCAACUGAAGAAAGCUCUUGCCAAUUUCAAACCACCUAAAGACUCUAUAUCCAAUAACUGGCAGGCAUUCUUAGCCUCAGGCUUACCUCAUUCCGACAAAAGAAAUAAGAAGAAAACGAGUGAACUCAAGCCUGGUUCACAUGCAAGCGAAAGUUGCAAAUCAAACCAAAAUAUUGCUGUCCUCAGGAAACGUGAAAAAGUUAAAUCAUUUCCGACUACAGAAACCAAGCCUCUGGUCCUGGUAGACGAAACAGAUGACGCCUAUAUCAGUGAACUUAUUCCCAAGUCUGAUGGAGAGCGAGAGUUGACAAAAUGUAUAGCUAUUGAUUGUGAAAUGGUUGGUGUCGAUGAUGGCCGAGACAGUGUCCUUGCCAGAGUUUCUUUAGUCAAUCAACAUGGAGAAUGCCUCUAUGAUCGAUUUGUAAAACCAAAAGAGAAGGUUGUUGAUUAUCGUACCCAUGUAAGUGGUGUGAGGCCUUCUGACCUCAAGAGAGGAGAAGAAUUUGACACUGUUCAAAAAGAUGUUGCUAAUAUCAUUAAAGGUAGAAUUUUGGUUGGUCAUGCCAUUAGAAACGACCUCAAAGUGUUAAUGAUAAGUCAUCCCGCAAAGAUGAUACGGGAUACGUCAAGAUUCAAACCAUUCAGAAAUUUAAAUCAAGGACGUACUCCAGGUUUAAAAAAAUUAGCAUCAGAAAUUCUUGGUGUCAAUAUUCAGUCAGGUGAACACAGCUCAGUUGAAGAUGCCAAGGCAACAAUGCAGCUCUACAACUUGUAUCAAAAAGAAUGGGAAGGUUACAGGCAGCAAAAAAGGGAGUUAAGAAAGAAAAAUGCCAAGAUCGCUGAGAAGCUCACCAAGCCAUUACCCAAGAAGAAGGAAGCUGCAGAUUCUUCUAAAUUACCCGAUGAAUUUGUUGCAUUCUGAAUCGUAGGCGCUGUGCAGAUACAGAAAAACACUUCCGGUCGUUGACUUAUUGUUUUGUUUAUAAAGUUAUUUCUUUAAUAAAAUGAAUAUUGAAAUCUCA
Thrips palmi is the source of this 1335-nucleotide messenger RNA. RefSeq names its product RNA exonuclease 4. Gene Ontology annotation, cellular component: nucleus. Gene Ontology annotation, molecular function: nucleic acid binding; 3'-5' exonuclease activity. The record is from RefSeq and is a predicted model, not a curated record. Gene Ontology annotation, biological process: rRNA processing. The transcript is spliced from 3 exons. The coding region runs from base 156 to 1235 and encodes 359 amino acids. Lineage: Eukaryota; Metazoa; Arthropoda; Insecta; Thysanoptera; Thripidae.